AUGGCAGAGUUUCCUCCACCAAGUCUGCAGCCGCUGGCCCAGGAAGUUGUCGAGCUUCUCAAGGCCCGCAAGGAGACCGUCUCCGUGGCCGAGACCGCUGCCGGAGGCCUUGUCUCAGCAUGUCUGCUCUCUGUUCCAGGAGCUUCGGCAAUAUACAAGGGCGGAUUGACAGUGUACACUUUGGAGUCCCGGCUAGCCUUCGCCGGCUGGACAGAAGCGAACAUCGAGAACUACAGCGGUCCUACACCUGACAUUGUCGGUGGGCUGGCCGAUCAUACUCGCCGCACCUUGAAAUCCACGUAUGCGAUCAGUGAGAGUGGUACCGCUGGGCCGACCGGCGGGACGACCAGGAACCGGACACCCGGCUAUGUGGCUUUGGCCGUAUCGACAGCGGACGUAACCCACACCCGCGAGGUUGAGACCGGGAGCAGGAACCGGGCCGAGAAUAUGGUGGCCUUUGCAGCAGAGUCGUUGAGGUUGUUGAAGGAGGUCCUGUCCAAGUCUGGGGCUUCUGCUCUUUAG
Messenger RNA from Aspergillus mulundensis, 522 nucleotides. RefSeq names its product CinA family protein. The transcript is spliced from 4 exons. Bases 1 to 522 code for a protein of 173 amino acids. The record is from RefSeq and is a predicted model, not a curated record. Lineage: Eukaryota; Fungi; Ascomycota; Eurotiomycetes; Eurotiales; Aspergillaceae.